Molecule: messenger RNA, 1815 nt
Organism: Patella vulgata (common limpet)
Lineage: Eukaryota; Metazoa; Mollusca; Gastropoda; Patellidae
Product: E3 ubiquitin-protein ligase TRIM36
Exons: 1
Molecular function (GO): zinc ion binding
Source: RefSeq, a predicted model, not a curated record
GGUCAUCAUGUGGUCACCCUAGACGUCACAAUUCGCGAUGAUGCAAAGCGAAAAGAGAAGAAGAACUGCCCGAAGCAUUCCGACAGUUGUCUGGAAUUUUACUGUCGAGAUUGCAAGCAAGCUAUUUGUGUGAAAUGCUUAAUGACAAGCCACAAGAAUCAUACGACGUCGGAUAUGGUCGACGUUUGGUCGGAGACAGUCAAAGAGCUAAAAGAAAUCGGAGCGGUUUUUGGAGAUAUGAUUGUCCAGCUCAAGGAGGAUUCGGGGGUGAUUAGUGAUAACAUAAUAAAGAUCCAAUCGUAUGUCGUCAAAUCCUGUGAAAGGGUUGAUCAACAAGUUCAGAAGGUUUGCACGGCUGCCCAAAAAGCGGGCGAUGAUCUUAAAACCCGAUUGCACAUUGCAUUUAAUGACGAGGAGGAAAAGAUGAAGAAAUUGCUGAAAGAUACGGAGGACGUGACCAAAGAGCUGAGAAUUAAUGCCCAAUGUGCUGCUGAGAUGAUACAAAAUGAACAAAUGAUGGACGCUGUGGAAAGUCUCCCGUCUUUCAGAUCAAAAGUGGAUAAAAUCAACUCAGUGGAACUUGACGUACCUGAUUUAAGCUUUAUCUCGUUCAAAGAAAAAAAAAUCAACAUGCCGCAACUUGGAACCAUCAUCGUUAACCCAGCAGUUACUUUUCAUCAUAACUUCUUUCUGAACCAGUUCAAGAAAAAGGGGAGGGGCGAUGAAAUAGAAAGCAGAGACAUAAAAAAGGACGGUUUAGUUUGGUAUUUAACAGUGGAGAAAGAAUUAACGGGGAUGUCAUUUGGUAUCGGCUUAGCAAAUGAAGACAUCAGAUCCCUCUCUUGUAAAUACACCCUGACGCUGACCAACAAACGUUACACGAAAUCCGUUAAAAUGGGUGGAAAUGUCAACUUUAAAAAAGAGAACCCGAAGAUUUAUGUAUCAAACACCGCUGUCACGUGGGCGCAGCUGUGUGACCCGAAACAAGGCUUUGUCGACUCCAGGAAGCGGUUCACCGUAAAGGCUUCUGUGUCUGUUAGAAAUGUGCAGAAGUAACACUGGUCGCUAUAAUAUAAUCAGGGAAUAGGUCGACGUUAGACAUGCGCACACCAAACCAAUUCACCGACCAAUUCUCGUAUCGCCUUAUAAAUCGAUUUGUUACUGAUUCACGCCAAUAGGACGCUUUUUCAUGGAUUGUCUCCCUUACUGUUAUUUAUAAAAGGGUUGUGUUUCUUUUUUAAUGUGCCGGCAUUGAUAGUUGGGCGUGGCCUUGUGGUCUAGAGUGUCGCGCUCCGAGCUCUGGUUAGCUGGUCACUUCUGGCUUGCUAACGUGUUUUCUCUAUCCCUGGUGUGAGCGUAAAUGGCUUGCAGAUACGGGGCGCCUUCUCAGCCUCGUGAGUUUACUCCGGACACUCCAGUUUCCUCCCGCAUAUCAGCCAAUUAGAAAAAUGUGCGGACAUUGAGAUAUCUUUUAGCGCAUAGGAAAUAUUUCCCUACCCACCUCAACCCUCUUUUUCGUGGAUAGUCGCCCUCAUUGUAAGGUUUUUUUUCAGUUGACUGAAGUCUGUAUCACUACAGGCCCGGGACUGCACAGCACAGUUGACACUGGCCCCCGAAUCCCUUCACUUGGUCUGAUAUACGUUUGUUGUUAAUUGCUAUAAAUGUCUGUGUAUAUUGUAUGUGUCCUAUCCGUGGGUUUGUCUUGUGUAAUUGUUUAUGUGUGGUGCGGUCCUCCUUCACUUACUAAUGCUAUCAGAUAAUAUUAUAAUUGCCAAUAUUAAAAGUAUGCUUGCUAUAAAAAUUAUUUAAAUAUUA